This is a messenger RNA of Sitodiplosis mosellana (orange wheat blossom midge), 1244 nucleotides long. RefSeq lists its product as uncharacterized. Bases 495 to 974 code for a protein of 159 amino acids. The transcript has 4 exons. Lineage: Eukaryota; Metazoa; Arthropoda; Insecta; Diptera; Cecidomyiidae. The record is from RefSeq and is a predicted model, not a curated record.
CCGCUAACCGGCAUCUUAGUCACACCAUUGUUUGGCGUUGUAAUUCCAGUAAUUAGCAUUGAAUUUCCAACAAAUAAAAUUGAUUUUUCAUUUGUAUUCUCUGUACCAAAACAGUCUGCUCUUUGCUAUGUUUUGGUGUUGAUUCCAUCCAAGAAAAAAGCCUAUCAAAGUCUUGCGUUUUUUGCCGGCGACCGAAUUUAUACCCAUGUUGAAGAAGAUUCAAAUCCGGACUACAUUCGUGUUUGUAAUCAAAGUGCGAUUAAAUUGUUCAAAAGCACUUUAUCAAUGCUUGGGAUUGUGGCCACUUCGAUGAUUAUUCUGCUGAUAUUUCCAAUGUAUGCAUUUGUUGCCAAUAAUGAUAUUCAACUGCCGAUUCCAGUCGUUCUACCAUUCACCGAUCUUGAAACAAAGAAUGGAAUUAUAUUAAAUUUAGUGAAUCAAAUAUUCAUGGUCUUAAUCGGUGCAACGGGCAACAUUGGUAAUUUUAUUACAAAAUGUUAGAAAAUGAUCAGUUAGUUUUUAAUCGAUAUCUUUCGAAUGAAGGCAUCGAAAUUAUGACUUGCAUUUUGAAAAAUAAUGUGUGGGCCAGCACGGUAGCUAUAUGCCAUGCCAUCGAUGAGAUAUCGGAUUGCAUUGAAUGUCCCAAAGCGGAUGACAUGAAGGGAUUUAUCGAUUUAAAAGUACGAAAUAUUUUAGUCCAAGUGCAAGAUCUCGAUCGUUUUAUUUUGCUACUUUCCGAAUUAUAUUAUUGGAAAUUUUUCCUUCAACCAAUCAUGCUAACCUUUUCGGUAUCAAUCGCUGCUUUCUUCUAUUUGUAUGUCGACUGGACCAGUGGACUUGGAACGGCUUUUCUGACCUAUUCACAGCUUUACAUUUUAUGCGACAUCGGGAACGAAGUGGUAACAGCUGUAAUGUGCACCCAUUAUUAUCUGAAAUCAACACAUUUACCAAAUAAUUCUUUCGAUUUUGUGUAGAAUAAAAUGUUGGUGCUGAAAUUUCAUGGAAUGCCAUGGUAUCUCAUGUCGACGCAGAAUCAACUAAGCUACGCUCACACGCUGAAUCGAUUGCAAAAUGGUGCAAUCCUUCGCAUCGGCCCAUUCGCUGAACUCAAUUUCGAAACAUUCUCAACUGUAACCUGUUUUUUUUUCGCUUUGAAAUCUGAAAAUUUGUACAAUUCAAUCUAUUUUAGAUGACGAAUAAAAUUUACUCUACGCUAAUGAUGUUGGUCCGAUUCACAAAAUGAA